UUCGUCUCACUGCCUCUCUCCUCGUAAUAACUUGCUCUCUGGUUUGUGGGAUAUACGGCAGGGAAGCAGAGACUCGGCUGUGGCUGGAGGGGGCCCACAGACGAAGGCCCCGACGGGCGGGAUGGCUGCCAGGCGCGUCAGCGUGGGACCUGCUGCCCUUCAGCCCGGGACUCUCCUCGCCGUCAUGUUCCCCAUCGUCCUCUUCCUCAGCGCCCAGACGGUCAACGGCCAGGGUCAGGGAUCGCGGCUGCGGCAGGAGGACUCCCCUCCCCGCAUCGUGGAGCACCCCUCAGACCUGAUCGUGUCCAAGGGCGAGCCGGCCACCCUCAACUGCAAGGCGGAGGGGCGGCCCAGCCCCACGGUGGAGUGGUACAAGGACGGGGAGAGGGUGGAGACGGACAAAGACGACUCGCGCUCCCACCGGAUGCUCCUCCCCAGCGGCUCCCUGUUCUUCCUGCGCAUCGUCCACGGGAGGCGAAGCAAGCCUGACGAGGGCAGCUACGUCUGCGUCGCCAGGAACUACCUGGGGGAGGCGGUGAGCCGCAACGCGUCGCUGGAAGUAGCAUUGCUGCGUGACGACUUCAGACAGAACCCGACCGAUGUGGUGGUGGCCGCCGGGGAGCCCGCCAUUUUGGAGUGCCAGCCCCCUCGGGGGCACCCCGAGCCCACCAUCUACUGGAAGAAGGACAAGGUGCAGAUCGACGACCGGGAGGAAAGGGUCACGAUCCGCGGAGGAAAGCUGAUGAUCUCGAACACCAGGAAGAGUGAUGCGGGCAUGUACGUCUGCGUGGGCACUAACAUGGUGGGCGAGAGGGACAGCGAGACAGCACAGCUCACCGUUUUCGAGCGGCCCACCUUCCUGCGGAGGCCCAUUAACCAGGUGGUUCUGGAGGAGGAGUUCGUGGAGUUCCGCUGCCAGGUCCAGGGGGACCCGCAGCCUUCGGUGCGCUGGAGGAAGGACGACGUGGAUGUGCCCCGGGGAAGGUAUGAGAUUAAGUAUGACAAGGAGGACUACCUUCUGAGGAUCAAGAAGGCUUUGAGCGGAGACGAGGGCACCUACACCUGCGUCGCUGAGAACCGCGUGGGGAAGGUGGAGGCAUCUGCGACCCUCACUGUGCGGGCUGCUCCCCAGUUCGUCAUCCGGCCCCGGGACCAGAUCGUGGGUCAGGGGCGCACAGCCACGUUCCCCUGCGAAACCAAGGGCAACCCCCAACCGGCCGUCUUCUGGCAGAAAGAGGGCAGCCAGAACCUGCUGUUCCCGAGCCAGCCCCAGCAGCCCAGCAGCCGUUUCUCUGUGUCACCGGGCGGAGACCUCACCAUCUCCUCUGUGCAGCGCGGUGACGCCGGAUUCUACAUCUGCCAGGCCCUCACUGUGGCAGGCAGCAUCCUGGCCAAGGCCCAGCUGGAGGUCACUGACGUGUUGACGGACAGGCCUCCACCCAUCAUCCGCCAGGGCCCGGCCAAUCAGACACUGGGACUGGAUGGCGUGGCCCUGCUGAAGUGUCAGGCCUCAGGGGACCCCAUCCCCACCAUCAGCUGGCUGAAGGACGGAGUCAGUCUUCUGGGGAAGGACCCCCGCAUGUCCCUGCAAGAGCUGGGCAGCCUGCAGAUCAAGAGCAUCAGGCUCUCAGACUCUGGGAUCUACACCUGUGUGGCGGCCAGCUCCAGUGGGGAAACGUCCUGGAGCGCAUUCCUGGAGGUCAAAGAGUCGGGCACGGUGACGGUGGUUAAGACCCGCGAUGAGAGCGAGCUCCCGGGCCCUCCCUCCAAACCCCAGGUCACCGACGUCACCAAGAACAGCGUCUCGUUGUCCUGGCAACCGGGCCUGGCCGGGGCGUCUCCCAUCGCAUCCUACGUCAUCGAGGCUUUCAGCCAAUCGGUGAGCAACAGCUGGCAGACGGUGGCAGACCACGUGAAGACCACGCAGUUCACGGUCAAAGGCCUCCGCCCAAACACCAUCUACCUGUUCAUGGUGCGGGCCGUCAACACGCAGGGCCUGAGCGACCCCAGCCCCAUGUCUGAGCCCGUCCGCACGCAAGAUAUCAGCCCCCCAGCACAAGGUGUGGACCACAGGCACGUGCAGAAGGAGCUGGGUGAGGUCAUGGUGCGCCUGCACAACCCUGUCGUGCUCAGCCCCACGACCAUCCAGGUCACAUGGACGGUGGACCGGCAGUCCCAGUUCAUCCAGGGGUACCGCGUGCUGUACCGCCAGACGUCAGGACUGCCCGCCCCCGGGCCCUGGCAGAGCCAGGACGUCAAGGUGCCCUCCGAACGCAGCGUCCUGCUCUCGGGACUCAAGAAGGGCAUCGUCUACGAGAUCAAGGUCCGGCCCUACUUCAACGAGUUCCAGGGCAUGGACAGCGAGUCGAGGACCGCCCGCACCACGGAGGAGGCUCCCAGCGCCCCUCCCCAGCAGGUCACAGUUCUAACAGUGGGGAACCAGAACAGCACCUCCAUCAGCAUCUCCUGGGACCCCCCUCCCCCGGACCAUCAGAACGGGAUCAUACAAGAGUACAAGAUCUGGUGCCUGGGGAACGAGACCCGUUUCCAUGUGAACAAGACGGUGGACGCAGCCAUCCGCUCCGUGGUGGUGGGGGGGCUGCAGGCGGGGGUGCUGUACCGCAUCGAGGUGGCAGCCAGCACCAGCGCCGGGGUGGGGGUCACCAGCGAGCCCCAGCCCAUCGUUAUAGGUAAGGACUUCAAGGACGUGAUCAUGAGCGGGAACCGGAACAACAGCAUCACGGAGCAGAUCACGGACGUGGUGAAGCAGCCGGCCUUCAUCGCCGGCAUCGGCGGGGCCUGCUGGGUCAUCCUCAUGGGCUUCAGCAUCUGGCUGUACUGGAGGAGGAAGAAGAGGAAGGGCCUGAGCAACUACGCAGUGACGUUCCAGCGCGUGGACGGCGGUCUGAUGAGCAAUGGAAGUCGGCCUGGCUUGCUGAACUCCAGUGACCCGGGGUAUCCCUGGCUGGCUGACUCCUGGCCCGCCACCAGCCUCCCGGUCAACAGCGGCUCCGGGGGUCCCAACGACCUGGGCAACUUCGGCCGUGGAGACGUGCUCCCCACUGGUCAGGGAGACAAGACGGGCACCAUGCUAUCUGACGGAGCCAUCUACAGCAGCAUAGACUUCACCACCAAGGCCAGCUACAACAGCCCCAGCCAGGCAUCCCAGGCCACCCCGUACGCCACCACCCAGAUCCUCCACUCCAGCAGCAUCCACGAGCUGGCCGUGGACCUGCCCGACUCCCAGUGGAAGACCUCCCUGCAGGCCAAGCAGGAGAUGGCCAACCUGGGCUACUCCCUGCCCGACAAGAACUCUUGCAACAACACACUCCUUUUCAUUCCUGACUACCGAUUGGCCGAUGGAUUGUCUAAUAGAAUGCCACACAACCAAUCACAAGAUUUCAGCACCACCAGCUCUCACAACAGCUCAGAGCGGAGCGGCAGCCUAUCAGGUGGAAAAGGGGGUAAGAAGAAGAAGACAAAGGGCGGAGCCAAACCCCCAAAGACCAACGGGUCCAACUGGGCCAACGUGCCCCUGCCCCCUCCGCCCAUCCACCCUCUCCCUGGGACAGAGGUGGACCACUACCCCACUGAGCACCACGAGGGAGGAGGGUACGAGAGUGACGGUUGGGGACCGCCCAUGCCGGUGCAGACCUACCUGCACCAGGGCCUGGAGGACGAGCUGGAGGAGGAGGAGGAGCGCGUGCCCACCCCGCCCAUCCGCGGCGUGGCCUCGUCGCCCGCCGCCGUGUCCUUCGGCCAGCAGUCCACCGCCACCCUGACCCCCUCCCCCCGCGAGGAGAUGCAGCCCAUGCUGCAGGCCCACCUGGACCAGAUCACCCGGGCCUACCAGCUGGACAUGGCCAAGCAGACCUGGCACAUCCAGGGGGCCCCGCUCCCACCCCAGGCCCCCGCCCCCCCGGUGGGGUACGUGUCCAGCACGCUGGUGUCCGACCUGGAGACAGACAUCCCGGACGAGGACGAGGAGGACGAAGAGGAUGAGGAGGAUGACGAAGGAUACGAGAUGGCGCGGCCCCUCCGCGGCAUUGAGCACACCCCGGGUUCCAGCAUGGACAACCUGGACAGCUCUGUCACAGGAAAAGGCCACGCCCAGCGCCACUGUCCCAGCAGCCCCUUCUCCACCGACGGCAGCACAGUGGGCACACACAGCCUGGGUCACCAGAGAGCCGCUCGCCCCACCCGAAAACACAGAAACGGGCGUCUGGAGCCGGGCACGACGCCCCACCGCCGGGACGCCAGUGCAGAUGCCCUGCCCCCUCCACCGGACCCCCCGCCCUGCCAGGGGCCGCGCCUGCCAGGGGUGCGAGGCGUGGGGGGCGUGGGGGGCGUGGGCAGCGCCCCCGGCGACCGUAAGGCCGCCUCCCUGGAGAGGCAGCACAUGAGCGGCCUGGAGGAGAUGAAGAGCUCGCUGGAGCGCCACCGCCAGGCCCAGGAGCGGCUGGGCUCCAUGGAGCGCCCGGACGAGGGCCGCAGGGGCCACAAGGGCCCCGGCUCAGAGGAGGGGCUCCUGCCCUACAGCAAACCCUGCUUCCCCUCCCCCGGGGGCCACAGUUCCUCUGGCACCGCAUCAUCCAAGGGCUCCACGGGGCCCCGCAAGGGCGAGGGGUCCCGGGGGCCCCACCAACGGACCAUCACAGACCAGCCCGACGUGGGCUACCUGGGAACCAACGGGCAGGGACAGUACUCUGGAGAGUUAUAGUGACCUGGUCAGGUGAUCAGAAGGAGCACGCUCAGUGUGUCCCUCAUGCAAGCGAUGCCUCGCCCCGGUGGUGCCAUGAACUCUUUUCCUCGUUUGUGUUCAAUUAGAAGGAAGAAGAAAAAAAAAACAAGAAGAAGAAGAAGAAAAAAAAAGACGAAACUUGUAAAUGUUAUGUAAAAAAAGGAAAAACACGCUGUCACUGACACACAUCUCACAAUGUUGAUUUGACGUUUUUGUCCUCGCGAGAAACGCUCUCUCCCACCUCCCACCUUAACUAUUUCUUGUCAGGAAACGUUAACCAAGUUAAUUACUAAACGUAAAGUAUCAAUAUGGAUAAAGGGAAUGAAACCAUACCCAGUAACUUCCCCUUUGAGUGGGGGUGAAAAAGGGAUUCUGUUCCUGUAAAUAAUUGGAUUUGUCAUUGCAUUACUAUGCAAGCCUAAUUCUGUUUCUGCUUUUUCAUAUCUUGUCCUUUUCUCCUGGUCAUUUGUACUAUAUGUGAAUUGAUCGGCUGUGGUGCCAUAAAAUAAUUGUUUUUAAUAUUCAACAUUUUGUUAAUAAUUAUUAUUAAUUGAUUAAUUAUUAUGAUUAAUUAUUGUUUUUUGCACUGCAAUUUUUUGGUGAUAAGCACAAAUACAUAGCUCCUGCUGACAUGAAGUAGCGGAAGGAUAUGUGAAGAGGAGUUUCUGUACUGUAAACUAGAAAUAAAGAAAUAUAUACAGAUGUAUAGAGAUAUUAAAAGUGGAGGGGUUGCAAACAGAAUACAAGUUGAGACCGAGGCCCAGCUCCAAGUGGGCGAAAGGACUUGAGACGUUUAGCUAGAGCUCACCUUUCCGCGGUAGGUGACCACACAAAGUGGAGUCUUUUGUGUUUCUUUGUGGCAGUAAUGGGGUUCUCUAGAAGCUAGGGCAGAGCAGAGAGUCCGUUGCAGUGUGAGAUUAGGAAUAGGAUGGGGGAAAGUGAGAUGUCCACUGGUCCAGUGACUGAAAGAGAGAAAGACAGAGGAUAUCGGAAAGGGAGUGAGGACAUCUUACUGAAGUACUUUCUGAAAGACGAAGGCCUGCACUCUCAGAAAUAAAGUGACAGUGGAGGUACAUUUUUGUUCUUUGAGGAUCACAUUUGCGCAAAUGUACCCUGAAAGCACAGUAAUGGUCUCUUUGGUUUCAAAUGAGUACGUUUUUCCGAGCAAAAAGAGC
This is a messenger RNA of Conger conger (European conger), 5916 nucleotides long. It is a transcript of the gene robo2, whose product is annotated as roundabout, axon guidance receptor, homolog 2 (Drosophila). Gene Ontology annotation, molecular function: protein binding. The record is from RefSeq and is a predicted model, not a curated record. Bases 122 to 4720 code for a protein of 1532 amino acids. Gene Ontology annotation, cellular component: axon; plasma membrane. Lineage: Eukaryota; Metazoa; Chordata; Actinopteri; Anguilliformes; Congridae. Gene Ontology annotation, biological process: axon guidance; cell-cell adhesion. The transcript has 29 exons.